Messenger RNA from Diaporthe citri, 1143 nucleotides. RefSeq lists its product as uncharacterized. Bases 1 to 1143 code for a protein of 380 amino acids. Gene Ontology annotation, biological process: phosphatidylinositol metabolic process. The transcript is spliced from 2 exons. Gene Ontology annotation, molecular function: phosphatidylinositol kinase activity. Lineage: Eukaryota; Fungi; Ascomycota; Sordariomycetes; Diaporthales; Diaporthaceae. The record is from RefSeq and is a predicted model, not a curated record.
AUGGGCCGACUUGAAGCAAUCGCACGUUCGAUCGUGCAGACGAUCCUCAACGGCGCCAAGAAGAGGUCUCGAUCGCCAAUCGCAUACGUCCUGACCCUCAUUUCCACCAUUUUCUCCUUGUACCAGCUGCCCCUCCACAAGCAUCGCCCCGAGGUCUUCACCAACCUGCGCCAGCAGCACUGGAAAGUGGAUGACGACGAAUAUUUGGGUUCCUUCCGUGUCGAAGAUGGUGGCAAACACGAAGAUGUGCUCCGCCCGAUGGCAGACAUGGGCUUCUCUGGUUCAUCCUUCUUCUCGACUGCCGACCAAAAAUACCUUGUCAAGUCCGUACCGCGCCGUCACGAACACACCUUCUUCCGCAAUGACCUGCUCGACAUCUACGCUUCGUACAUGGGAGCCCACCCCAAGACACUGAUUAUACGCAUAUGCGACUUCCUGGCCAGCUCUGGCCUUGCAAUCGGCCACCAAAUUGGCACGGCACCAAAUCAUCACAUCGUGAUGGAGAAUAUAAUGUAUGGGCAGGAAGAGGCAAAGCAGGCAGGCGCUCCGAAAUGGGAGAACUGGGACCUGAAGCCUACGAGCUACUUCUACCCAGAGCGAGAUAUUGCCGACGGCAGGCUCACGAGCGAGGCAACCAAGGACCAGCUCGCCGACGAGUUUAAUGACAAGAUCAUCCUCACUGCGGAGCAGGCGCAAGACCUCUGGCGCAACCUGGAGGAGGACACGCGUAUGCUCGCCCACUACAAUGCCGUCGACUACUCCCUCUUCCUCGUGCGAAUCAACGCAGAAGAAUCCAGCCAUGCCAUCAACAACGACCCAUCGUCGUCCAAUUCCGCGGCAGAAGACGUCGUGGACGCAUUACCACGCGACCCACCCGCCGUACCCCCCGAGCCGCCGUCGUGGAGGACCGGAGUCCCGAGCGCGGACGGCAAGUAUGUUUACCGCGCGGCCAUCCUUGAUUUCUUCUGGGCAAAGCACAAGACCCAGCCGAAGGUCAUGACCUUCCUGGUCAACACGUACAACAAGCUCAUUCAUCAUCACGGCCCGAUGAGCAUUACAACCACACCGGACGAGUACAGGGAGAGGUUCUUGAAGCUGUGCCACGACAUUGUGGAGGUCAGGGACUCCGCGUCAGAGUCGUGA